AUGCGCCACGGGCGCAACAGUGAUGACGCCGUGAAGUCCCCUCGGGUGUGUUUCCACUGUAGAGAGCCUGGCCAUGGGACUGCUGAUUGUCCAGCUGUACUCGAAAGUCAAGAUGUGGGUACAGGAAUCUGUUACCGCUGUGGAUCCACAGAACAUGAAAUCACCAAGUGCAAAGCAAAAGUAGAUCCAGCUGUUGGACCAUUUCCAUAUGCAAAAUGUUUUAUCUGUAGUGAGAUGGGGCAUCUUUCAAGGUUGCGUCCAGAUAAUCCCAAAGGAUUAUAUGCUGAAGGUGGCUGCUGCAGACUUUGUGGCUCUGUGGAGCACUUCAGGAAAGACUGUCCAGAAAACCAGAACUCAGAUUGUGUUACGGUUGGGCAAUGGGCCAGUGGAAUGAGUGCAGAUUCUGAAGAAAUUAUAGAAACACCAAAGCUGCAAAAAACAAAAUUGAAGGGACCUAAAAUUGUUAAUUUCUGAAGGCCACUCUUGCACACCAAGCUGCAGUAACCCUGCAUUGCUUCACUUCAGAAUAGUGAGUGCACUGGAUUGCUGGAUCCAGUAAAUCAACC
Molecule: messenger RNA, 566 nt
Organism: Tinamus guttatus (white-throated tinamou)
Lineage: Eukaryota; Metazoa; Chordata; Aves; Tinamiformes; Tinamidae
Source: RefSeq, a predicted model, not a curated record